This is a messenger RNA of Protobothrops mucrosquamatus (brown spotted pit viper), 1935 nucleotides long. RefSeq names its product solute carrier organic anion transporter family member 2B1 (gene SLCO2B1). Bases 1 to 1935 code for a protein of 644 amino acids. Gene Ontology annotation, cellular component: membrane. The transcript is spliced from 14 exons. The record is from RefSeq and is a predicted model, not a curated record. Gene Ontology annotation, molecular function: protein binding; bile acid transmembrane transporter activity. Lineage: Eukaryota; Metazoa; Chordata; Lepidosauria; Squamata; Viperidae. Gene Ontology annotation, biological process: bile acid and bile salt transport; sodium-independent organic anion transport; transmembrane transport.
AUGGCAGACAAAAGCCGAGGUCCGUUUGGGAGAUUUUACUACUCAAAUCCGUUUUACACGGUCAAAUUCUUCGUUUUCUGCCACGGGUUCCUGCAGCUCUCCCAGCUGAUGACAUCCGGCUACAUGAAAAGUUCAAUUUCCACCAUCGAGAGGCGUUUCGGUCUGUCCAGCCAGACGUCUGGCAUGGUGGCCUCCUUCCACGAGAUUGGAAACACGAUGCUGAUCGUCUUUGUGAGUUAUUUCGGCAGCCGACUGCACAGGCCCCGGGUCAUUGGCUGCGGUGCCAUCCUCGUUUCCGUGGCCGGUUUUGUCAUUUCUCUCCCACACUUCGUCUCGCCCCCUUACGAAUACGAUCAGUCCGUUUCUGGUUCCUCGAGUAACACCACCGAUAUCUGUCUUCCACACCGGAAAGGACCCGUGACUGACGUCUGCGCUGGCCGCCAGAGGGAGAGCGACGUGGUGCUGAUGUUGCUCCUCUUUGGGCAGACCUUGCUGGGCAUCGGCGGGGUGCCCAUCCAGCCCUUUGGCAUCUCCUACAUAGAUGACUACGCCAGCGCCACCAACUCGCCUCUCUACAUAGGCUUUAUUUUUGCUGCCACCGCCCUCGGCCCUGCCAUCGCCUUCAUCUUGGGAUCGUUUAUGCUCCGUUUCUAUGUUGAUAUUGACAAAGUUUCAUCAGCGGAAGUCCACAUCACCAACAAGGAUCCGCGAUGGGUUGGGGCCUGGUGGCUGGGCUUCAUCUUUGCCGCCAGCAUGGUGGCCAUCGCCUCGAUCCCUUAUUUUUUCUUCCCGAGAGAAAUGCCCAAAGAGGAUGAAGCCGCCCGAAAGAGCAUCGCAGACAUGACCAAAGAAGAAGUAGCCGAGCAGCUUAAGAAUAAAAGCCAGGAGGAGGAAAGCUUCACUCUAUUGCAGUUUGUCAAAAUGUUCCCAGUGGUCUUGCUGAGAAAUCUCAAGAACCCGGUCUUCGUGAUGGUAGUUUUGGCGAUGGUCAACCUGUCGGCCAUGAUCGCAGGCUUAUCCACUUUUUUGGCUAAAUUCCUGGAGCAGCAAUUCACCCUCUCGGCAUCGGUGGCCAACAUGAUCCUAGGAGCCGUCAACAUCCCUGGGGCCAUGCUGGGAAUCAUCAUUGGGGGAGCCAUCAUGAAGAGCUGCAAUUUCUCCCUCCGACAGGCCACCGUCUUGUGCAUCAUCAGCAUGACCUUCUGUGUCCUCUUUGACAUCCCCCUUCUCUUCUUGGGGUGUCCCACCCAGGUGGUCGCCGGGCUGGAUUACUCCGGAAGUUCUGGACCUUGGCAGCUUAUUACCGCUUGCAACCUGAAGUGUAACUGUUCGCUGUCCUUUUUCAACCCGGUGUGUGGGCAGGACCACAUGGAAUACAUCUCCCCUUGCUUUGCGGCCUGCACCGCAGUCAACAUCGACCCCAUCACCAAGGCCGUCGUGAACUACACCGAAUGCAACUGCGUGCUCCUCAACGGUGCCAUCGGCUAUGCUAAGCCCGGCCACUGUAGCUCUUCCUGCAGCCACUUCCUGCUGCCCUUCGUGUUGAUUGCUGCCAUCUCUGGAUUCCUAGCCAGCCUCUCCCACACGCCGGCCUUCGUCCUCGUCCUCAGGAGCGUCAAGAGGCAAGACAAAUCCUUCGCCCUCGGCAUACAAUUUCUGCUCUUGAGAGUUCUCGCCUGGCUGCCUGCUCCCGUGGUCUACGGCAGUGCCAUCGACACAACCUGUCUCCUGUGGCAGUAUAAGUGCAAAAAGAGAGCAGGUUGUCGAUACUACAACCACACGGCAUUCCGGAAAAUGUUUGUGGGCAUCCAGCUUUUAUUCGAAACCUGCUGCUGUCUCUCCUUCUGCAUCGUCUAUUUACUCCUGGUUCGAAAGGAGGAUGAAGAGGAGGAAGAGGAAGAAAAAAGGGGGGCAUCUCCAGGACCCGCCAGUUAA